Molecule: messenger RNA, 342 nt
Organism: Haemonchus placei
Lineage: Eukaryota; Metazoa; Nematoda; Chromadorea; Rhabditida; Trichostrongylidae
Source: the annotation of a GenBank genome assembly
AUGGAGGAAGAUAGAAAAAAGAAAGAGCAGGAACUGGCCGAGAAGAAACGCGCUUUUGAAAAGACUUUUGCCGAGCGAGUCAAUGAACGAGAAGCCAAGAUCAACGAGAGAGUAGCCAGGUUAGACAUACGUGAGCACGAUUUGAAGGAAGAGAUUGAGCUGCGCAAGGCAGAGUUGGAGAGACUCAGGCGUGAGGUGGAUGAUCUACGAAGAGGCAGCAUUGGUGACUCGAAAACAUCCUUGUCAAUGUCAAUGACAAAUGAAAAUUCCGGAAAAAACUCGCCAACGGACAAGAUUUUGAAAAAAAAGUCAGGAACACUGGGUCUCUUCAACCGAAAUUAA